CUUCCUUGGCUAAGCAUCAUCUAUUUGCUGUCAUCAGCUGCAUGUUUUUGAACAAGCUGCUGUGGAAAUUUAUGGACUCUUACCAAAGGGCUUUGAAACCAUAAAAAUGGAAACAGACAGCAUCAAUAAAACCUCACAAAAUGGAGCUACUGACAAGACUGUACACCCAGAGGAGAAGCCACCAGAGAAGGCAACUGUUCUUCAAAAAGAUAUCGGUCUGCUGAGUGGAAUCUCCCUGAUCGUGGGGACAAUGAUUGGCUCAGGGAUCUUCAUUUCUCCUAAGUCAGUGUUGCUUUACUCUGGAGCUGUAGGUCCUUGCCUCCUCAUCUGGACUGCCUGUGGAGUCUUGGCCACCCUGGGCGCCCUUUGUUAUGCUGAACUUGGUACCAUGAUCACCAAAUCUGGGGCAGAGUACUCAUAUUUGAUAGAGGCUUUCGGCUCUCUUGUCGGCUACCUUUACUCGUGGACCACUGUUAUGGUGCUGAAACCCUCAUCAUUCGCCAUCAUUACUUUGAGCUUUGCAGAAUAUGCCUCUGCACCCUUUUACCCAGAGUGCACCCCUCCUCUCGCAGUUAUUAAGUGCCUGGCAGCAGCUGCUAUAAUUGUUAUCACUGGUGUCAACUGUUUGAGCGUCAAACUAGCAAGCUAUGUGCAGAACUUUUUUACAGCUGCCAAACUCGUCAUUAUCAUCGUGAUUGUGGUGGCUGGGAUCGUUCUGAUGGCUCAAGGAAAGACAGAGAACUUGUCGAAUGCAUUUGAAGGCUCAGCCACGUCUUUUGGAGCUAUUGGACUUGCUUUUUAUAAUGGGCUUUGGGCUUAUGAUGGAUGGAAUCAACUGAAUUUCAUCACUGAGGAGUUGAAAAACCCAUACAGAAAUCUGCCACUGGCCAUUAUCAUUGGAAUCCCUUUGGUUACCGUCUGCUAUGUGUUGGUCAACAUUGCUUACUUUACUGUUAUGACCCCCUCUCAGCUACUGUCUUCUUCUGCUGUUGCUGUGACAUUUGGCAAUAGAGUUCUUUACCCUGUGGCUUGGAUAGUUCCUCUGUUUGUCGCCUUCUCAACAUUUGGUUCUGCCAAUGGAAGCUGUUUUACUGCUGGCAGAUUGUCAUAUGUAGCUGGCAGAGAGGGUCACAUGGUGAAAAUCUUAUCCUAUAUCAGUCUGAAACGCUACACUCCUUUGCCUGCUCUGUGCUUCAACGGUAUUUUGGCAAUAUUCUACAUUAUCCCAGCGGACAUCAACACCCUUAUAAACUACUUCAGUUUUGCUCAGUGGGCCUUUUAUGGUCUGACAGCUCUGGCUCUAAUAGUCAUGCGUUUCACCCGGAAGGACUUUGACCGGCCUGUAAAGGUGCCAAUCGUCAUAGCUGGUAUCGUAGUCCUGGUGUCGAUCUACCUUGUCUUGGCCCCCAUUAUCGACAAGCCUGAGUGGGAAUACCUUUAUUGUGCCAUCUUCAUCUUCGGUGGACUCAUCCUUUACUUCCCACUGGUCUACUGGAAAGCAAAGUGGGCACGCAAAAUCAUGAGGCCCAUCACUAUGCAUCUCCAGCUGCUUAUGGAAGUGGUUCCACCCGAAAAAAUCGAUUAAGAAGGGACGACCAGUUCGGCUGAGUCCUGAAGACCUCCUUUUUGGAUUUUGGAAGCGUUUGUUGGAAGAUUUGGUGCUCAUAAAUGAUCACUGUAAACAACUAGAAUAUACUCCUUUUGGACGCAAUCCUUAUGUUAGGGAGAAUGGGUUAAGAUUAAAAAAAAUAAAAAAUCCUAAUACAAAUAUUAAAUUACACAUGAGGUUAUGCUUACAUGUUAUGGGAGCAUGGUUAUUUAGAAACCAUCUGACAUUGCUCAGAAAUUGUCCUAAGAAAUGCUUAAUUCAGCCAUAUCUCUCGAAUGAUCAUUUCAGCUAUAUUUUGUACUGAAUGUGUGGAAGUAUCUUGAAUUAUAUAAUUACUGUAACAUUUACUACCUGUAUUUAAUAUCAGAAUAAACUAUAGCUGCGAGAUUCCUGUCUAUACAUGGAUCCACCUUUCAGUAAAAGGUGUUUAUUGUCCUGCUGAUGUAAUUGGAAUCAUCAGAUUCUAUCAUUAUAAGUGUAGUUUGUAAAGCAUUUACUAAGCUAAACCAUCUCAAUGCUGUAUUGUCCUACUUGUUUAUUAAAAGUUUCAGUCUUUACUAAUGCAGAUAUGCCAUGAUCCUUCUGCUUUAGCUGGAUUAUUUUUUUCUGGGAACCUCACAAACUUUUUUAAUAAGUCAAAAUGAAUUACAAAUUCUGUUCAAUCCAAGUUUAAUUGAGGUUUAUUUUUUUAUUUUUUUGUCCUGACAUUUAAUCGAAAUGAUUUUGAAGAUGCAGGAAACAUUAACAAUAAAGUUUAUUCAGGUAAAGGUCAACUUAGCAUGGUGGUUUAGCAGGAUAUUUAUACUUAUAAAGAAGCAUCUCCCAAAUUUGUAAAACCAGAAAACUAA
This is a messenger RNA of Cyprinodon variegatus (sheepshead minnow), 2457 nucleotides long. RefSeq names its product solute carrier family 7 (amino acid transporter light chain, bo,+ system), member 9 (gene slc7a9). Gene Ontology annotation, molecular function: L-amino acid transmembrane transporter activity. The record is from RefSeq and is a predicted model, not a curated record. Gene Ontology annotation, biological process: amino acid transmembrane transport. Gene Ontology annotation, cellular component: membrane. Bases 107 to 1585 code for a protein of 492 amino acids. The transcript has 13 exons. Lineage: Eukaryota; Metazoa; Chordata; Actinopteri; Cyprinodontiformes; Cyprinodontidae.